UUCUGUUCGGAAAAACGGAAUCCCGACGUACUCGUUACUAUUUAGAAUGAAAAGAGGUAUCGCACUAUUCCUCUUAGUUUUAGCCGUAGAAGCAUCGCCAAAGUAUCUGCUCACCCCCAAUUUAUGUAAAAAUUUCGGUGAAUAUAUACUUGUGGAAAACGAAGUUUGGAAGCAGCUUUUCGACAACUUCAUAACAAAGUUCGAUAAGAAUCGGUGGUUGCAAUACGUGUGCGAUCGACACAAGGACUACUUGUUGAAACAUCGAGUCGGUGUUAAGAAGUUUAGAUUCGGCAAAGUGAAACAGUGGAGUGAAGCGGGUGACUAUCUGUUGGUCUCGAGAGAUGUGGGGGUUCAUUUCCAAACACUCCGUCGCCUGGUAUUGAACAAUCUAACAAAAAGCAUUGACUUGUCUCCACACUCAGAUAUCCUCGAAAAUGCUAACCAAUAUUUUUCCGCGAUUAAAUAUGCUUCUGAGUCCAUCGCUAACAAGACUGGCAUGGAUCUACGAAAAAAGUGUUCGUUAACUUCGGAGCUUAGGACUCUAGACCGCGUCUAUUAUCAUCUUCAAUAUACCUUGCUGCGAAGUUAUAUUCUCCUUGAGUUCUCAUACAUGGUUGCUGCUAUUGAAAAAGAAGGAAUUAAUUAUAUGUUUCCAAGUCAAUUGAGGUCCAAGUUCAUACAACUUUACAAUUCAACCAUGAGUAACUUUAUUGAGGCAAAAAAUCGCACAGACAAUACAGAAAUCGUUCUAUGUGAUCCUAAAAAGUGGACUCCUCGCAAAUAUCAGAGAAUUCCUGCGAAAUUGCAAGAGAAGGUUUACUUCAGUUUGAAGGAGGUCACGUCAGAUAUUGAUUCGAAUAAGAUCGUGUUAACGUUUCGCUUUACAAAGCAUAAGAACAUCUAUCAUCUACAGAUCAUGCAAGGACAAUUGGGACGGGGUGGAAAUGUAAUCAAACGGUCCGCAAAAUGGAAGCCAAUUGAAAAGUUCUCACUUAACGAUAAAAACGUUACGGAAACUGAUUAUAUGGAGUUAAAAGGAACCGACUUUGCCUUCCAUCUUACAAGUAUAAAAUAUGAUUUUCCAUUCGCUGUAACCGGAGUAAAAUUAGUUUACAACAAGCUUGAGCUUAGUUUGAUGGUAAGGUUCAAUGAAAUACGUUUCCCGGAAGGAACUCUAGUACCAACAGAAAAGGAGGGACCUGAUUGGAUAGGAUCUACCGAAAUGUGCAACGACCCGAUUAUUAAUUUCAAGGAAACAACAUCGAUAUCCAGUGGUUGUGUUACUUUGUCAUCAUCACUCCUGGACAUGCGAUCAAUUUUUCCACGACCAUAUACUCCACUCAAAGGAGUUGGAGUCUUUUUUAAAUACGUCAAGAGGGAAAACUUUUCUGGAGGAUUUUUAACACCAAAGUUGAUUCCCAUGAUAUGAAAAAUUAUUUAGCGAUUCGUUGUGCUAAUCGAAUUCUUUUUUUCGCCGACAUGAUUGACGUACUUAUCUUAUAAUCUCAAAAAAAUUGAAGUUUGUAUUGAAUUCCAUAAUUUCAUGGAAAUUGUUGUUUUGACUCGAAUAUUUUUUAAGGAAUUAUUAAUAAUAAAAAAAAACAUUUUUCAGAG
Hermetia illucens (black soldier fly) is the source of this 1614-nucleotide messenger RNA. RefSeq lists its product as uncharacterized. Bases 47 to 1429 code for a protein of 460 amino acids. NCBI's taxonomy places the organism in Eukaryota, Metazoa, Arthropoda, Insecta, Diptera, Stratiomyidae. The transcript is spliced from 5 exons. The record is from RefSeq and is a predicted model, not a curated record.